GGAUGGCCGGCGGGCUUGGCCGGGCUGGCGGGGCCGGGUGCGGGGCGGUGCUUUCCUGCCCUCCCGCCGGCUGCGCCCGCGCCCCCUUCCAGCCGUUGGGAGGAGGGCGCGUCGGCCGGGGAGUCGGGGGCCGCCGCGGCGUGGACUUGGGGGCACCUGGGGCGCCAGCGAGGCCGAGGAGGGCGUCCGAGGGGUUCUGGGGUGGGUGCUGGGACCCCGGGCGAGCGGCCGGCGGAAGUUGGGUCUCCUUUGAGGUAGAAGGGCCGCAGGACUAGGGACGCGCGGGAACGCUGGGCCGGCGGCCACUGGGCCGGGUCCUGUGUAUUUCUCGUGUUCGUGCUUCCAUCUGCGGGGGCUGAACGGGGAUGGGAAGGCCCACCCUCAGCGGAGGUUUCGUUUUGUGGCAGGCCUCCUUUUCCAUUGCGGAUGUUGAAACUUGGCUGCAUUCUAAGCGCUGUAGGAGUCUGAAAGCCUCUCCCUCAGAGGCAGGUGAUAAUUGAGAAAGAAAGUGUGCCCAAAUUCUUUCUUUGAAACACCUUUUAAAUAACACUUCGCCCCUUCCGAGUUUUUAAAUAUUUGUUUACUUACCGUCUUUAUUCUUUAAUUCCUAUCUUCUCUACUUCUUUAUGCGUUUGGGGCCUUUUCUGAGCUCCUUAUGCAAUCCACUAUCCAUUUGCUGGGAAAUUUCUUACGAAAAUAUUAUUAACAAACCACAAUUUUUAGACAACCACUACUUUUGAAAAACCAAGGGCACAGGAUGGCAACGGUAUUUGGAGACGCUUCUUUCUGAUGGGUGACAUGGCAUCACUGAUGAAAUAUUUCUGUUGCCUUUGCUCAUAUUUCAAAACUCCGUUGAGUAUACCUAAAUAUUACCAGCCAAUCAGAUUUCGCCUUUCUUUACAUUUCUUGGUGACGUGAUACACAGGCUUCUGAUGACUGUAAUUGAUGAGAAUCUGAAGUAUAAGUGCUAUGAAUUUUUUUAAACUUAAAUUCUUGUAUAUUAAUGUUUUGCAAGCCAUAUAUUUAUGGGCCCUUAUUGUUUAAUGAUUAAAAUAGGUGAAUUUCGAUUGCCUUUGUAGCCAAAUUGUUUAUAGAUAUUCCUAUUAUAAAAAACAAGAAAGUGAAAAUAUCCCAGUUCAUUUUUUUUUUAUAAAAACAAGAAAGUGAAAAUAUCCCAGUUACAUUUGGCACCUUUUAUCAGGAGUUUCGUUGGAAGUAAUUAGAUUUAACAUAGACCCUGACUUUUGUUUUAAUGUGAUGGCAUAAGAAAAAGAAAGAAACUAGUCUGAUAAAAACUUAAUAUGUAGGUAUUCAGAGACGUUUGGAAGAAGCAGCUCUUACAGCAUCUCUGUAGUUUCUUUGGAAAAGUUACCGGUGCGGUAUGAUUGUAGAGUGCUUUAGGAUCCAAGAAAAGAUUUGCCAUACAUAUGAGUGUUUGUUUUUUCAGUGCAGAAUUUCACUACAGUGAUUAAACUGCCAAGGUUAGGUGCAUUUCUUUGUUUUGCCACUAAAAAUAGUUUGUUGACUCUGUUUUGGGAUUUUACAGCUCAAGAGAGCUGAUAUUUUUUUUUUACUCUCAUGGGCUCUUUGUAGAGUGAUAUAAAUGUUUUUUGUUAUUGUGAUCCUUUUCAGACUCUCCACUCACAAAAUUAUAAAUGCAGCGUGCUGCUGCAGAGUUUUUUAAAGUCUAGUGAAUGUUAAAUAUGUCUUCAUUAACAUUUCCAUAGCAGGUAGUGCUGAAAAUGUUAUUUUGGUCCAUUGGUCUAUAGAUUACUUAAUCAUAGUGUUCAAGACUUGUCUUCUCCAAAGACCCAGCCCCACCCCAAACUGAUUAUUUUUCAUCAUCUGCACUUAAAAAUUACUAUAAAUUACUUGUUACAUUCGUUUUUAGCUUUUAUAUGGUGUAAGCUUUAUCCUACGAACAUUCGUGUACAAAUUUUUACGCGAACAUGUGUUUUCAUUUCUCUUGGGUAUAUACCUGAGUGGAGUUGUUGGGUCAGAUGAUAACUCUCUGUUUAAUUUCUUGAGAAACUGCCAGACUGUUUUCCAAAGUGGUUGCAUCAUUUUACAUUCCCAUCAGGAGUGUAUGAAGGUUCUGUAUUCUCUACAUUCUUGCCAACACUAACUAUGAUCUGUCUUUUUGAUUAUAGCUGUGUUAGUGGGAGUGAAGUGGUAACUCGUGGUUUUAUUGCGUUUCCCUGAUGGCUAAUGAUGUUAAGCAUCUUUGCAUGUGCUUAUUGGCCAUUUUUAUAUCUUCUUUGAAGAACUGUCUUUUCAGAUGCUUUGCUCAUUUUUAAAUUGGGUUGUCUUUGUACUACUGAGUUGUAAUAGUUCUUUAUAUAUUCUAAGUACAAAUCCUUUUUUCUUUUUUUUUUGAAGUGUUUUUUUGUUUUUCCUGAGGAAGAUACCCCCUGAGCUAACAUCUGUGCCAAUCUUUCUCUAUUUUGUAUGUGGAUCGCCACCACAGCAUGGCCGCUGACGAGUGGUCUAGGUCCACGCCUGAGAACCGAACCUGGGCUGCCGAAGCAGAGCAUGCCGAACUUAACCACUAGGCUACGGGGCCAGCCCCCCCUUCUUAAUUUGCUAACUCCCCAAUUAUUCAAUAUUUAGAUGAAUAAGCUGGGGAAAGUAUUACCACUAUAGAAUGAAUGCCACAAUGGAAUCUCAUGUACUUAUCACUUAUCUUCAUCAUUUGCCAGCUCAUGGCCCCCGCCUCCUAGAUUAUUUUGCAGCAAAUCCAGACAUAAUAUCAUUUCAUCUAUAAAUUAUAAGUGUACUUUUACAAGACGGAUUUACUCUUUGUAGCUAUCUUAUGUUGGAACAAAACCUGCUCUAAUUGACUUUGCUUUAGAAGGUGUUUAGAUUAUUAGGAUAGAGGAGUCAGUAAUUAAAUUUUGUUUUUGUUUGUUACACAGGAGUCCAGGUCUUACGUAAAAUGGAUGUUUCUCACACUAAAUACUGAAUGUUAAGUAGAAAAUCUAUUUAGUAAAAUCUAAGCUGCCAUGGAAGAAAUACCAGUAAAAGUUGCUGUAAGAAUUAGACCUCUGCUGUACAAAGAAGUUCUGCAUAAUCAUCAAGCUUGUGUGAGAGUUAUUCCAAACACUCAGCAGAUUAUCAUUGGGAGAGAUAGAGUCUUUACUUUUGAUUUUGUUUUUGGCAAAAAUUCCACUCAAGAUGAAGUUUAUAAUAUGUGUAUAAAGCCACUGGUGUUGUCACUCAUUGAGGGCUAUAAUGCAACCGUUUUUGCCUAUGGACAAACUGGAUCUGGGAAGACGUACACCAUUGGAGGAGGCCAUGUUGCUUCAGUUGUGGAGGGUCAAAAGGGUAUCAUUCCUCGAGCUAUCCAAGAAAUAUUUCAAAAUAUCUCUGAAAAUCCUAGCAUUGACUUUAAUAUAAAAGUGUCUUAUAUAGAAGUAUACAAGGAAGACCUAAGAGAUCUUCUAGAACUGGAGACAUCUGUAAAGGAUCUUCACAUCCGAGAAGAUGAAAAAGGAAACACAGUGAUUGUUGGGGCCAAGGAGUGCCAGGUGGAGAGUGCAGAUGAAGUGAUGAGUCUCCUGGAGAUGGGGAAUGCAGCCAGGCAUACAGGUACCACCCAAGUGAAUGAGCACUCCAGUAGAUCACAUGCAAUUUUUACUAUCAGCAUUUAUCAAGUGGAGAAAAAUGUAGAGGCGGCUGAAGAUGGAUCGUGCUAUUCCCAUCGGCGUAUUGUCUCAAAGUUCCACUUUGUGGAUUUGGCUGGAUCAGAAAGAGUAACCAAAACGGGGAAUACUGGUGAACGGUUCAAAGAAUCCAUUCAAAUCAACAGUGGGCUGCUGGCUUUAGGAAACGUAAUAAGCGCUCUUGGGGACCCACGCAGGAAGAGUUCACAUAUUCCAUAUAGGGAUGCCAAAAUUACCCGGCUUCUGAAAGAUUCUCUGGGAGGCAGUGCCAAGACUGUCAUGAUCACUUGUGUCAGCCCAUCCUCCUUGGAUUUUGAUGAGUCCUUAAAUUCUCUCAAAUAUGCCAACAGAGCACGCAACAUUAGAAACAAACCCACCUUAAACUUCAGCCCUGAGUCAGACCGUAUGGACGAAAUGGAAUUUGAGAUUAAGUUGCUUCGAGAAGCUUUGCAAAGCCAGCAGGCUAGUAUCAGCCAAACCAGCCAGAUCCAUCGAGAGGAGACUCCUGAUAAAAAUAGGAUCCAUUCUCUUGAGGAGCAAGUAGCUCAGCUACAAGGAGAAUGUCUGGGUUACCAAAAUUGUAUAGAGGAAGCCUUUACGUUCCUGGUGGACUUAAAAGAUGCUGUGAGACUAAACCAAAAGCAGCAACACAAACUACAGGAGUGGUUUAACAUGACUCAGGAUGUCAGGAAGGCGAUUCUCACCUCCUUCAGAGGAAACCAAGGCAGUGGAAACCUGGGAGAGGAACCACAGCAUAUUACAGUUCUCCAGCUGAAACGAGAGCUUAAGAAAUGCCAGUGUGCUCUCGCUGCUGAUGAAGUAGUAUUUAAUCAGAAGGAGCUGGAGGUGAAGGAACUAAAGAAUCAGGUGCAAACGAUGGUACAGGAAAACAAAAGACAUGUUGUAUCUUUGAAAGAAGCACAAAAAGUGAACAUAUUGCAGAAUGAAAAAAUAAUAGAACAACAACUUCUUGUGGAUCAACUGAGUGAAGAACUAACAAAACUUAACCUAUCAAUGACUUCUUCAGCUAAGGAAACUUGUGGAGAUGGGCCAGAUGCCAGGAUACCUGAAGAGAGACCAUAUACUGCACCAUUUGAUACUCGUUUGGGGCAUUAUAUUUAUAUCCCAGCAAGAUCAAAUUCAAGGAAGGUCUACACAAGUCCUUCUGUGUACUCUCUGGAUCGAGUAGUUGCCGGAUUUCGAACACGAAGUCAGAUGCUGCUCGGUCACAUAGAAGAACAAGAUGAAGUACUCCACUGCCAAUUUUCUGAUAACAGUGAUGAUGAAGAAUCAGAAGUCCAAGAGAAAUCUGAAAUUAGAUGUAGAAGUCACUCAUGGAUUCAAAAGCCAUUCAAAAAGCCAGACUCUGUUUGUUCUCUUGUUGAAUUGAAUGAUAUUCAGGAUCAAACACAAAAGUCAAGUUUGGGGAAUGAAGAUUUAAAGAUUGACUGUCUCCAGGAAAGUCAAGAGUUGAAUUUGCAAAAAUUAAGGAAUUCAGAACUCAUACUUACUGAAGCUAAACAAAAAAUGAGAGAACUUACAAUUAACAUCAAGAUGAAGGAAGAUCUGAUUAAAGAAUUAAUAAAAACAGGUAACGAUGCCAAGUCUGUAAGCAAACAGUAUUCUCUGAAAGUAACAAAACUUGAGCACGAAGCAGAACAGGCGAAAGUGGAAUUAACUGAAACACAAAAGCAGCUACAGGAACUGGAAAACAAAGAUCUUUCUGAUGCUGCUUUGAAGGUAAAAUUACAGAAGGAGUUCCGUAAAAAGAUGGAUGCUGCAAAGCUAAGAGUCCAGGUCUUACAGAAGAAGCAACAAAAUAGUAAGAAAUUGGCAUCACUGUCCAUCCAAAAUGAGAAACGUGCUAAUGAACUAGAGCAGAAUAUAGAUCACAUGAAAUUUCAAAAGGUACAGCUGCAAAAAAGACUUCGAGAAGAAAACGAAAAAAAGAAGCAACUGGAUGCAGAAAUUAAGCGGGAUCAACAAAAAAUCAAAGAACUAAAAUUAAAAACAGAACAGGAAGAAGGUCUAAAACUGAAAGCUGAGGAUCUAGAUGCAUUGAAGAUGAAAAGGAAAAAAGGUUCGUUUGGAAAUACAGACCAACUCCAGAAAUUGGAUGAGCAAAAGAAAUGGUUAGAUGAAGAAGUAGAGAAAGUUCUGAACCAACGCCAAGAAUUAGAAGAGCUGGAAGAAGACUUAAAGAAACGGGAGGCUAUAAUUUCUAAGAAGGAGGCCCUGUUACAGGAGAAGAACCACCUGGAAAAUAAGAAGUUGAGAUCUAGUCAGGCCUUAAACACGGAUAGUUUGAAAAUAUCAACUUGCCUGAACUUGCUGGACCAAGAGUUGUCUGAAAAGAACGCGCAGCUCCAGAGCAGCCCAGCUGAGGAGAAAAUAAAGAUUUCAGAACAAGUUCAAGUCCUCCAGAAAGAAAAGGAUCAGCUACAGAGACGAAGAAACAGUGUGGAUGAGAAACUUAAAAAUGGUAGCGUGUUAUCACCUGAAGAAGAACAUGUUCUUUUCCAACUUGAAGAAGGAAUUGAAGCUUUGGAAGCUGCAAUUGAAUAUAAGAAUGAAAGUAUCCAGAGUCGCCAGAACUUGCUCAGAGCUUCAUUACAAAACCUUUCUCAUAGUGAAGCAGAUGUCUUGGAAAAACUAAUUUGCCUGAGUCCUACUGAGAUUAGAGCUAUUCUUUUCAGAUAUUUCAAUAAGGUGGUUAAUUUGCGAGAAGCUGAACGGAAACUACAGUUACAGAAUGAAGAAAUUAAAAUGAAGGUUCUGGAACGAGAUAAUAUAGUCCGUGAGUUGGAAUCUGCACUGGAACAUCUGAAAUUGCAGUGUGACCGGAGACUGACGCUCCAGCAAAAGGAACAUGAGCAAAAAGUGCAGUUGCUGUUACAUCAUUUCAGAGAUCAUGAUGCUGGAGAUGGAGUCCUGAACCCAGAAGAAGCAGGUGUGGUUUCAGAAGAAUUAAAAUUGGCCUCAAGAACUGAAAGUAUGAAAUUAAGUGGAAGGGAAAGAGAAUUAGACAGUUCAGCAAGCAGCUUAAGAACACAACCAAAUCCUCAGAAGCUCUGGGAAGAUGGACCAGAAUUACCUCCAAUUUACAGCUCUUUAGCACCCACUAGUGGAUAUUUGUUAAGCACUGAGGAUAAAACAGAAAUAGAUGAAAAUCAGUUUACAAAAUCUCAUAAUCGACCAUCGCCCCAAAUUCAGCCAGUGGGAAAUGUGGGACAGCUUCAUGGUGUCACACCUGUAAAGUUGUGUCGCAAAGAAUUACGUCAGAUUUCUGCCUUGGAACUAUCAUUACGACGUUCCGGUCUUGGAGUUGGGGUUGGAUCUAUGACUGCUGAUUCCAUCGAAGUAGCUAGGAAACCGAGUGACUUAAAAAUUUAGGCAUUUAAUAAUAGAACUUUUAAUUUAGUAGAUGUGUAAGAUUCCUUUUUCUAACCUGUUAAAGUUAAAGCUUAAGCUCACUAGCUCUUCCCUCAGGAUAAAGGAAGAAGGGAAGGAAGGAAUCCCUAAUCCUUUGUACACUAUAGAUGUAUAUAUCUUCUGUAGUACAUUUGAGGAGUUUUAAUGAGCAUUUACCUAAUAACCAGACACACUUUCCAAUACUAUCAAGUAAUGGAACAUUUAAAUAUUUCCACUUAUAAAUUUGCUUAAAAUGUUUUCCAGGUGUAUUUGAAGAACAAAACUAAGAGUAGAAUAACAAACUAAAAUAUCCACCAAAUGCAUAUUAUUAUAUAAUAUAAAAGUAUAUUAUAAAGUAUAUUAUAUUAUAAAAGUAUGUUAUAAUACAAUAAUAUAAUAUGCUUGUAUUAUUGUUAUUCUCAAAUACAGUUAUGUUUUUGUUAUUUUAAAAAGAUCCAAUUAAAUAUUGCUUGUAUCAGAGAGAGAGGCACCUGCUGCAUAUGUUUUGGAACAGCUGAAAAUUUAUGCCAAAAUACAGUCUGUGGGCUAAGGCAACUGCCUGGGUUUAUGGAUUAAAGUUAAUUUAUGGUCCUCAGAG
Molecule: messenger RNA, 7671 nt
Organism: Diceros bicornis minor
Lineage: Eukaryota; Metazoa; Chordata; Mammalia; Perissodactyla; Rhinocerotidae
Gene: KIF27
Product: kinesin family member 27
Exons: 16
Coding region: 3003-7055 (1350 amino acids)
Biological process (GO): microtubule-based movement; mitotic spindle organization
Molecular function (GO): microtubule motor activity; microtubule binding; ATP binding
Source: RefSeq, a predicted model, not a curated record